Messenger RNA from Thelazia callipaeda (thelaziosis nematode), 1962 nucleotides. NCBI's taxonomy places the organism in Eukaryota, Metazoa, Nematoda, Chromadorea, Rhabditida, Thelaziidae. The record is from the annotation of a GenBank genome assembly.
AUGAGUGAUCGAGCGUUGUGGUCCGAAGUGUAUGCAAAUACGCACGCUAAUCUUGAGGAUUUACUGAAGAUAUUAAAAACUAAGGAAGCAAUAGUUCAUCAAACUCAGCCUGCACGCAUGGAUCAAGUAAAGAAUAAUUCAGGGGGUUACGUGUUCCAAAUAUCGGAUGAAGCAUUCGUGAGACGUUUCUUAAUAUUGGGGACAGCAGGUGGAACAUAUUAUGCUUCUGAAACAGAGCUGACACUUCAAUCUACGAAAAAUUUGUGCGAAAUAAUAGAAAAAGGAAAUGGUAUUAUUUUAUUACGUGAAAUAAUUAAAAUUUCACUCUCUGGUCGUGCUCCCAAGCAGAAUCCAGCUCUUUUUGCUUUGGCACUUUGCGCACGUUAUCAGGUAUGUGAUUGGACGAGAACUCAAUUAGAUGAAGUCAAUCGAACAUAUCGGAAAAGUUUACAACAACUUGCAUUGCUUGCUGUUCCAAAAGUAUGUCGAAUUUCUACUCAUCUUUUUAUGUUUAUUAAAUAUUGUAUGAAAAUAUCUGGUGAAACAGGAUUAACAAAAAAUAGUAAAGGCUGGGGACGAGCUUUGCGAGCAACUGUUUCUAAUUGGUACUUAAGCCAAGAUCCAGAGCAUCUGGUUAUGCAGGUCACGAAAUAUCGCAAUCGUGAAGGAUACACUCAUCGAGAUCUCUUUCGUCUUAGUCAUAUUCAUCCACGUUUAACACUAUCCAGCAGUCAUUUAUACUGGAAAUUACAUACAGAAUAUGAUGCUAUAUUUAGAUUUGUGAUUGAACAUUCUGCGAAAUCACGAAAAUGCAAGGUGGAGGUUUUGAAACAGUCAAUGAAAGAGGUCAAAUUAGACGAUAAUGAAGCAAUGGAUACGAGUGAGCAGGGACCCGAUGAAAAUAAAAUAGUAAAACGAACGUUAGCCAAAAAAAAAAGAGCAGUUUUAAAGGAACAAAAGAAAAAUAGUGAAGCUCCGACCAUAGAAACAUCAAAGGUUUUACAAUUCUUAGAUGGUUUCAAGUGUCUGCAACAGUUAUCUGUAGAUGAAGUUGAUAAAGCAGUUGCAUUAAUCAUGAAGCAUGGUUUUGUUCGGGAGCAUAUUCCGGUUGGUUUACUAAACAGUAAAGAUAUAUGGAGAGCUCUUCUCACGAAUAUGCCGAUGACGGCUAUGAUAAGAAAUUUAAGCAAAAUGACCGCCAUUGGUGUACUCGGAUCAGGACAGGAGCAACGGGAUUGGAAUCUCAUAGUUGUGAAUAAACUAUUGGACAAGGAAGCUUUGAAGUCAGCUCGCAUUCAUCCAGUAAAUUUGCUUCUAGCCUAUGCUACUUAUAAGAAUGGGAAAGGGCAUCGCGGAAAAUUGAGAUGGGAACCUAGUAAAAUGGUAGUAGAUGCUCUCGAGCAAGCAUUUUACAAAUCAUUUCAGUAUGUCACACCGACUAAUAAACGAUAUUGCUUGGCUCUCGAUGUUUCUGGAAGUAUGGCUUCCUAUGUAUCUGGUGCUCCUCUGAGCUGUAGUAUGGCUGCUGCAGCUUUUUCAAUGACGUUUGUUCGUACUGAAUCACAUGUGACAGCGGUGGCAUUCUCAGAUGUACUCAUACCUGUGGCAUUUCAUCGUGAAAUGGAUUUAGAAGCAGUUCUUCAGUUAACUGACGAAAUCACUAUGGGCUCUACAGAUUGCUCGUUACCAAUGGUUUGGGCUUUGCAAAAGAAUCUUCCAUUUGAUGUUUUCAUCGUUUUCACAGAUAAUGAAACAUAUUUUGGCAAUAUUCAUCCUUUCGUAGCGUUGCAGAAGUAUCGUACAGCAAUGAAUAUACCAGACUCAAAGCUUAUUGUAAUGGCUAUGACGGGAACCAAAUUCAGUAUAGCUGAUCCAAAUGAUUUGAAUAUGCUGGAUAUCAGUGGUCUGGAUUCCUCUGUUCCAGAACUAGUCAGUGAAUUUGUUUCUGGUAAUCUCUGUUGA